Molecule: messenger RNA, 1294 nt
Organism: Neofelis nebulosa (Clouded leopard)
Lineage: Eukaryota; Metazoa; Chordata; Mammalia; Carnivora; Felidae
Gene: MPC1L
Product: mitochondrial pyruvate carrier 1 like
Exons: 1
Coding region: 318-1142 (274 amino acids)
Biological process (GO): pyruvate import into mitochondria
Cellular component (GO): mitochondrial inner membrane
Source: RefSeq, a predicted model, not a curated record
GUAUCUAAUGUUAAGUAUCUGAGUGGAUUAUUGUACUGUGGUUAAGUAGGAGAAUGUCCUUGUUAAGAUCCAGAUGCUGAAAGAUUUAGGGGUGAAAUGUCACAGUAUCUGCAAUGCUCAGGCAAACUGUAUAAGGACUAAAAUUGUGUACUUGGUUGAAGGAUUCUGUAUCAACAUCUAGUCAACACUGUCCACAGACUGGGCAGAACAAGCCAAGUUUUCCCCUGGAUAGUUGAAGAGAAGCACACAGCUGGACGGACACUCACCUCCCUGCGUGCCACGUGGAGCCCUGAGAGUUCUACGAUGGCCACACCCCAAUGGCGAGUGAAGACGAGGCUGCGGUCUCACCUUUGUUAGAGGAACGAACGAACACACACACACACACACACACACACACGAGCACGCACGCUCUGCAUCCUUUCUGGCAGCGCUGCUUACGGAUGAUGGCGAGGCUACGCCUUCCAUCUCCAAACGCAACGGAACCUCGUUACGUGCUUGCCAGAUACACUUUACGGCCGUCACGUGAAGACGGAAGGGCGUGGCCGCACCUCCUGCACUUAAAGGCACGUGCGACAGAGGCAUGCGCUGUGUGGAGCACUUUAUGGCAGCCACGCGAAGGCGCGAGGCCAGUGGCCGAUGCUGCGUGGGGCGGGGUCUGCGUCCACGUCUUUGGAGGCUGGCUGUUAUUCCGUUGGUGCUCCCACCGCUCGGCGAUCAUGGCGACGGUGGCAGCACUGUGGCGGAGGGCGAGGGACUACAUGAAGACCAAGGAGUUCCGGGAAUACCUGACCAGCGUGCACUUCUGGGGUCCUGUGGCCAACUGGGGCCUGCCGCUGGCCGCCUUUACGGAUAUGAGGGCACCGCCCGACAUCAUCAGUGGCCGCAUGACGACGGCGCUCAUCUUCUACUCGAUGGCCUUCAUGCGCUUCGCCUAUCGCGUACAGCCUCGAAACUUGCUGCUGUUGGCGUGCCACACCACCAACGUCAUGGCGCAGAGUGUGCAGGCGGGCCGCUUCGUAAUCCACCACUACGGUGGCACCGCCACCACCACCGCUGCCACCACCACCACCAACGACCCCACCAUGGUUCCCACCGGCGACCGUGUGUGUGCUAGCCACUUUGAGGAUGACAACUCCUGCUAGGCAGCCGCCAGCUCCAACCCGUCGUCCUCCAAACCUGGCUGAGCGGGCCCGAUUGAGUUUUUGCAGCUUGCAAGCACUGAACUGUUACUCUUCCUGAAGAAAAGGCCAGUGAAAAGUUUGGUUUUGACUCAAAUAAAACAGUUCGAAUCUGA